UGAUCCAUCAGAACUGUUUGUAACAUGGAGUACAAUGUCUCCCACAAACCACUCAGUCGUAGAGUAUGGUGUGAACACAGGUGUGUUAGAUAAAACAGUAAUUGGACACAGUACUACGUUUAUAGAUGGAGGAGCGGAAAAACAUACGCAGUACAUUCACAGAGUUUUGCUAACAAAACUGAUCCCAGGAAAACACUAUAAGUACCACUGUGGAUGUGCUGAGGGUUGGAGUGCAGUAUAUUCAUUCACUGCUAUGCCAAGUGAAACCAAUUGGAGCCCACGUUUUGCUGUGUAUGGUGAUCUAGGCAAUGUUAAUGCACAGUCACUAGGAGCACUACAGAAAGAAACACAGAAGGGUUUCUAUGAUGUUAUUCUUCAUGUCGGUGACUUUGCAUAUGACUUUGACUUCAACAAUUCUCGUACUGGUGAUGAAUUUAUGCGACAGAUUGAACCGAUAGCUGCUUACAUUCCUUAUAUGGUGUGCCCUGGAAAUCAUGAAAAAGCUUAUAACUUUUCACACUACAAGAACCGGUUCUCCAUGCCGAAUUUUGAAAACAGUCUGAAUCAGUGGUAUAGCUGGAAUAUUGGGCCAGCUCACAUCAUUUCAUUUUCCACUGAAGUCUAUUUCUUCAUUAAUUAUGGAUUUGAACAAAUAAUCAAUCAAUGGAAUUGGUUGAUUAAUGAUUUGAAGGAAGCAACAAAACCUGAAAAUCGUGCCAAACGUCCAUGGAUUAUAACAAUGGGUCACCGUCCAAUGUAUUGUUCUAAUAACGAUCACGAUGACUGCACACGAUUUGAAAGUAUUAUUCGAACAGGAUAUUUUGGAAAAUAUGGCUUAGAAGAUUUAUUUUAUAAAUAUGGUGUUGAUUUGGAAUUCUGGGCGCAUGAACACACUUAUGAAAGACUAUGGCCUGUGUACAAUCUCACGGUUUAUAACGGCAGUGUGGAUGCACCGUACACCAAUCCUAAAGCUCCUGUACAUAUCAUUACUGGAUCAGCUGGAUGUCGAGAAGAUCAUGAUGGAUUCCAGCCACCAUAUCGACCAUGGAGUGCAUUUCGUAGUCAAGAUUACGGUUACACUAGAAUGCAAAUCUUGAACAACACACACCUGUACAUGGAACAAGUGUCUGAUGACAAGAAAGGUGAAGUUAUUGACAAGAUUAUGUUGAUUAAAGACAAACAUGAACCAUACAGUGGAAGAAAAGUCUAG
This is a messenger RNA of Saccoglossus kowalevskii, 1210 nucleotides long. Its product is annotated as acid phosphatase type 7-like. The record is from RefSeq and is a predicted model, not a curated record. Gene Ontology annotation, molecular function: metal ion binding; acid phosphatase activity. Lineage: Eukaryota; Metazoa; Hemichordata; Enteropneusta; Harrimaniidae.